Molecule: messenger RNA, 5357 nt
Organism: Solea senegalensis (Senegalese sole)
Lineage: Eukaryota; Metazoa; Chordata; Actinopteri; Pleuronectiformes; Soleidae
Gene: kansl1a
Product: KAT8 regulatory NSL complex subunit 1a
Exons: 15
Coding region: 546-3860 (1104 amino acids)
Cellular component (GO): NSL complex
Molecular function (GO): histone acetyltransferase binding
Source: RefSeq, a predicted model, not a curated record
GCACUUCUAUGUUUGUCAGACUCAAAUCCGAGGGAGCGGAGCUAGCCGCCAUUUUCUAAGCGUCUCUCCCUAAAACGAGAGAAAAAGCCCCGCGUCAAACUGCCAUCUGGACUACAUUUUGCGCACUGGGAAUCUGGAUUUUUUGGUAAACUACUAUCGUACAAUCGCCUACAUUUGUAGUAACGGGGGUAGAAAGGACCGUUUUACGGCCUUGACUUACAUUCGCUGUGGCGGCGAGGCGAGUUAGCUGCCGAGAAAGGUGUAGAUCGUUGAUUCGCCCAUUGCUUGAAUCCGGAACGAACCCGAGAGGCUCUGUGAAGCGGGCCUCUUUUGGCAAACUGGCAGCAUUUUUGAUUUAUUAAUGGCAGAGUGAUCGAACUGCUCCGUGUUUUUUGUGUUAGCACGUUUGUUUUUUCCACCAUAAACUGCAGGGGAUUGUUGCCGAAAUUCCCUCGGAUAGUGCAACCUCGUCACGUGGCUGUCCUCAGGUGGGGCAGUAAGCGGGUGGUGUGGAGCAGGCCGUGGUGCCCGUCUCUCUGCACUGCAUGGCUGCGAUGGCGCCCGCUCUCACCGACGCCCCAGCCGAAGCUCACCACAUCCGCUUCAAACUGGCUGCCCCAUCCUCAAGUCUGUCACCGGCCAGUGCUGAGAACAACGGCAACACCAGCAACAUCCUCAUCCACAGCAGCGGCCCCGCUAAGUGCAAGGCCGUUUCCGAAGAGUGCCCUCUUGAUUUUUGUGGCGGCAACCAGGAACAACAGCAACAGCAGCCAACAGACUCCAUUGCCCAGGCCCCAGCCCUGGGCAAACUCCAGCCACUGGUGGCUUCUUACCUAUGCUCUGAUGUGACACCUUCAACUAAGGAGUCAAUCAAGCUGCAAGGAGUCCUCAUCAAACAGUCUGUGUUGAAAAGUCACAGGAUACUGCCCACUUCCCUACUCAACGGCGGAGACUUCCUGUUGAGGAAGAGGCAGGCAAUUGAACUCUCUGACAGCCAGCUCAAAAGCCUCAUGAGUGGCAGCACCAACGGUGGUGGCCAGCCCAUGGCACCUGUCAAUGGCCUGGCCAAAAAGCUGGCCACUAUGUCAGGCUCUGGCUGUGUAGUGACAGUGAAUGGUGACAAACCCUCUGCCACCACAGACCCUCAGUCACAGAACCUGUCCUUGGACACAGCUACCUUAUCAGGCCAUAUCUCGGUGAAAGGAACCCUUAAACAGAAGCAUUCCUCUGGGCUUUCUCAAGGUACAGAUGGAAAAAAUGUUGAACCAUCAGUGCUUCAGUCUACUGCACUUUCCCCCUUUCCCCAUGACAACCCCAACUCCAAUGAACAAGUGAAUUUAGAGGAGACUGAUUCACACAUGUCAGUCAGUCAGCCUCAGGGCUCUGAUAGGGAGAAACCAGGUAGUAGCCUGCAGGGACCCCUAUCUUGCACACCUGCACCACAGACACCUCUACCCUGUAGUUCUUCCUCGGACAGCCUUGAUGUUCACGUUAGGGAGCGCACACUUCUCAACAGCAGCCGCCAAGCUGAGAUUGAAAGUCGGCUAAGGCGUUUGCGCAAACGUCUGCAGGUGGUACAGGCCAAGCAGGUGGAGCGUCACAUUCAGCAGCAGUUAGGUGGCUUCCUGGAUUCAGCUCUCAGCCGGCUACUGGCUGGUAACCGCAAAUCUGAGUCAAUGACUCCCACAGCGACAUGGAGAACUGGACGCCACUCUUCUUCAAACAGCAGAGAUGGUCUCAGUCGCUUCCUGAAAAGUGGCUCCAUGCCCUUGGAAUUGGAGAGGCUGUAUCUAAGUGGAACAGCCAACCUUCAUUCAGCAGAAGUUGCCUUUGACUCAGAUGUAACAGAAAGCAGCUCUGGAGGGGACUCUGACCUGGAGGAGGAGGAGCUGGCAAGAGUGGACAUUGAACAGCGUCAUGUCAAAAUAUGGAAGCGAGCAGAGAGCCGUUACACUGUGGAGAGAGCUGCAAUCAUCAGCCACUGGAACUGGCUCCAGGCUCACAUCUCAGACUUGGAGUAUCGCAUCCGACAGCAGACCGACAUAUACAGACAGAUCCGUGCCAGCAAGGGCUUGGUAGAGUUGGGAGGUGUUGCCCCCAGUGCUGUGCCUGCAGUUGGGACAGAAGUGAAAACAGAGCCUGCCAGUAGUCAGGAUGUUGGUUCAGAACGGCUCGAGCACACAGGUACCGCCCACAUCACCAACACAGAGGGUGGCCCUUGGAAAGGUCAAAACGGUCAGCCAGUUAACGGUGUCCUCAGCAGGAUGGCAGAGAGUGCAGACACCAAGCAUCAGCAGCCAUCGGCGAGUGACGGCACAUGUGUGGCUGCACGGACACGACCACUUGUCAGCUGCCGAAGACGGCGGCUCAUUCAGCCGAACACUGUGCCCAACCUCAAUGGCAAGGCCCAGAGAAGCAGUUCUACCCAGUGCAACUGCAGGGUAAACCCCAGCUGUGUGAUGUGUGGUGGCCGGCCCACCCCCAAAGAAGACCCUCAGUAUGAACUACCCACCCUGGAACGCCUGUCAAGACUGGAUCUUGGCAUCCACCCCAUCCUCUCCUUCCCUGACGACGUUUGUAUAGGCCUGCGUCUGCAGCAGGUGAUGAAGAGCCAGUGGCAGACCAAGUCUCUGGAGAGGAGCAAACCACUGAAGAAGCUCUCCCUCAAACACAAGCUUUCCUCAUCCAAAGAGAAGCACAAGUUUGCCAACUCACUUAUGGCAGUCAGUGUUGCAGGACUGGGGCAUUAUAAGAACCGUGCUGAGAAGCCGAGGACAGUGGACAGCAGUGUGGGCAGCAGCAGUGCUGUGCUGAACGCACCCCGGCUUGAGGGCCAGGCCAUGUGCAAGACUGAGCAGCUGCAGGCUCUGUCCACCUCCUUAGGGCCCUAUGACAAGAACUAUAGCCGCAAGAGAUUGAGAGAGCCCUCGCUGGAUAGAACUGACACCUCACCGAAACUUUUCAUGGAGUCAGCCAGCACCUGCCCGACCCUGACCAACAUGCACUCGUCCCUUCACAGCCCCCUGACACGCCAGCUGUCCACGUCCUCAGAGAACAACAUGCCGCUGAACUCCAGCAGCCAGAGCGUACCCAGUACACCUCUGCAGCCCAUCAAGAGGAGAAGAGGCGAAAGCUCCUUUGACAUCAACAACAUAGUGAUCCCGAUGUCUGUGGCAGCCACCACCAGAGUCGAAAAGCUACAGUACAAGGAGAUUCUCACACCCAGUUGGCGAGUUGUAGACAUCUUCUCUCAGCCUAUAACUGAAGAGGAGAACGAACGGGAGGUGGAGGACCUGUCAGACGCAGCAUUCAUUCAGCUCCAUCAGCCCUAUGAAGAUCAGGAGCGCAGUCGCUGGACAUGGAUGGCCUUCGCUCCUGCGAAGAGGAGGGGCAGCAGGUCGUACAAGUCUGUUGAUGGGCGCACAACGCCGUUGCUGUGCGGGACCAACCCUCCCACCCCUCAGCCUGCGUCCCCAGACCCCGGCCACUGCCCCAUGCUCCACGACUACAGUUAUGUGCCGUCACCCAUGAGCCCAGCCAGCCCGGACACCACCUCCAACCCUCACACACCCUGCUCGAAGGACUCCCAUCGGCUGCUGUCCAGCGAGGACACGCGAUGUUCAACGCCAGACUUCACCUUUGAAGAGCGGACGGUACCACCGUGGGAGCGUCGCAGCUUCCCCUUGCCAGAGGAUCCAGUGCUGGAGCCUGAGCCCGAACACGUCAGGCCUAGAAUGCGCAGCAUCUCAGGUUGUCGAGCCACAGCCUAUGUACGUUUAGAUUCGGACGACAUGGAUCAGCCUUGUGAUGACGGCUCCAGUGAGAGCGGCUCCAAACAAAAGCCCUCCACCCACCGAUGAAUGACUGACAGGCUGACGUCACCUGGCUCCAAUCCUGCCCCACCCCACAAAUUUGCCCGCCCACUCACCCACAGCUCCUCUCUGGCAUUAACAAGCAGAACCUCAAAGCAGAAUAAAAUAUUAUGAUGGGUUCCUGUUGUUUGAUAUUCAAACAUCAGUCUAAUACUUUCACAGUUUUUAGUGAAUAUUAUGGAGAUAGAAGCCUUUCCCUACACUUGUUUUUGUCACAGGAAAAAAAGGAUAAAUGUUAAAAAAAAAUAAAACACAAAAAAACGUAUAAAACAACACGUUACAAAAAAUUAUUUCUGUAGUAGGCUAAACAAUGUACAUGGGGGCUUAGUGGUGUUUCAUAUGUCGCGUGUACACUUGUAGCGCACUAUGUAGCGGACUCCUCAAAAUAUGGCCAAAGGGUGUUUUCUAUUGACUAGUUUGCUUGUAAUUCCCAUGUACAUUUUUAGUGGAGUGACAAAUAACAAAACAAGAAAGAAAAAAAAACAACCCCACUUCCCUCCCCACCCUCAUCCAAAUAAACAGGUACAUUUGAGAUGUGGCCCCUUCUUCUCCCUCUAGAGGUCAUCUGAAAUCACCAGAGCACUUCUCCAACUACAAAGUCUAGUUUUGUUGGUUUGUUUUCUUUGUUUGUUUUUCAUUCCUGACAUGUUUUAUUUGUAUUUGUUCUGCCUGUUCCAGCAUAAUAACACAUUAUUUGUGUUUGAAUAGUAAAAUCAUUCCUUUACCGUCUCUUUGGAGAGUGUCCAGCUCCCUUCUCAACCCUCUGGCUCUUCUUCACUGUUCAUUUUAUUAGAGGGUGAUGGCAUACAGGACUGGGGUGUUUUUUGAGCACUUGCCCUACAGAAAGUGCUGCUGCAUGCUGGAAAUCAUGCUAAUGUUAAGUCUUAUCAUAAGAGCACACAGUUAAGGCGUAUUGUGGGGGGAAAAAAGGAAUUUAUCGCAGGGGAUUAUUUGUACCGUCUGUGAAUUCACUUCCUUUUCCUCGGUCAUUGCUGUAAUACAAAAGUCAAAUUGUGGCAAAAUAAAAACAUAAAAUAAAGCAGCACACCCUCCAUUGUUUCUGGUCCAGCUUGAACCCUGCAAACAUUUCAAAUGUAGCAGCUCUUAGCUCUAAGUCACCCCAAGCUCAGGUCCUUCAAAUUAAGGGAAAAUGUUCUGCUGUUAAAUAGCCCAACUAUCAGAUGAAUCAGAUCCAGACUACUCUGUUGCAGGGUAGAAUUUCAUAUUUUUUUUUUACCAUUCUGCAAUGUCCAUACAACCUCACUCUUACCCCUCCCCAACCCCAAUUGCUAUGCAAAAAAAAUCUAUGGUUGUUUCAUUUUUACACCUCUCUUUAUGCCACAGCCAUUCAAUCACUUUUGUUUUCUUUUGUAGUUAAGCGAGAUGUCGAUGUACCUGUUGGAUUGUUGCAGCAGUUAACCUAAUCAAAAAGCAGAAUUGUUUCUUCUUUUUUGUAAAUAGUACCAUUAAAACAUUUAUGUUUAA